GGUUUAUGACGUUAAAGUCAUCAAAAAAAUAAAAAUAAACCUCAUAAAUAUUUGCUAAAAUAAAAAUUGCUUUCAAUAUAAGGCAAAUUGUUAUAAUUUACUCAAUCUACAGAAUUGAUAUCCUGAGUUAUAAUGAGUUCCGGCAAAAUUGUAAAACCAAAAUCAAAAUAUUAUUCAAAACCCCUUCGAAAGAAAUCCAGUAACAUGGAUGUCAACUACAAAGGUUUUCUAUGUAGUUGCAACAAUCGAGAAAAAGAUUGUAUUAGGGAGUCGUAUCAAAUACUGAAUAAAGCUGUGGACGAACUAUAUGGCAGUGAUUCUCCUGAACAGAAAACUGAAGAGAUCGAUAUAUCUGACGAAAUAUCAAAAGAAAUAGAUGCUCUCAAGUCCGACAAACUGAACCAAAAAUUCAAGUUCAACGUAUGUGAUUCAGGGGCGAAAAAUUUGAUAUUUAUUCGAACUACUUUAGACGAUCCAGCCAAGAUUUCCCAGCAUAUUGUAGAGAAUAUAUUCCAAACAAAACAACAGCAAACAAGAUUUCUCUUAAGGCUGGUCCCUAUAGAAGUGACAUGUAAAGCUUACCUCAAGGAUAUCGAGAAAGCUUUUGAACCAUUGGCUGAAAAAUAUUUCCAGAACGAAGGAAGGACAUUUUCUAUCGUUUAUAACCAUCGGAAUAAUAAUUCAUUGUCUAGAGACGAGGUUAUUAAGACUAUAGCAGAAAAAGUUUCUUCUUUGAACAAGGAUAAUAAAGUUAAUUUAAAAGAAGCCGAUGUUUCUAUAGUUAUAGAAAUCAUUAGAGGAUUUGCGUUUGUUGGUGUUGUCCCAAAUUUCUUAAAAUAUAAGAAAUAUAAUCUCUUAGCGUUAAGUGAUAAAGUGGACAAUGUUGACGAAGAAAAAACUGAUCUUAUUAAAGAUGAAACAGAUAAUAAAGACGAGGAAGAAUUAGAUAAUGGGAAGGAGAAAUGUGCUGAAGAUUCGGUUAGUAGUUCGUGAUUACUUCACUAAAGAAGUAUUUGAAAUUUCUUUUACAUAAUAAACAAAUUGUUUCUUGAAA
Coccinella septempunctata (seven-spotted ladybird) is the source of this 1054-nucleotide messenger RNA. Its product is annotated as THUMP domain-containing protein 1 homolog. Gene Ontology annotation, biological process: tRNA modification. The record is from RefSeq and is a predicted model, not a curated record. The coding region runs from base 133 to 993 and encodes 286 amino acids. NCBI's taxonomy places the organism in Eukaryota, Metazoa, Arthropoda, Insecta, Coleoptera, Coccinellidae. Gene Ontology annotation, molecular function: RNA binding. The transcript has 2 exons.